Episyrphus balteatus (marmalade hoverfly) is the source of this 3506-nucleotide messenger RNA. RefSeq names its product dynein regulatory complex subunit 6. Gene Ontology annotation, biological process: SCF-dependent proteasomal ubiquitin-dependent protein catabolic process. The transcript is spliced from 4 exons. Gene Ontology annotation, cellular component: SCF ubiquitin ligase complex. Bases 403 to 2433 code for a protein of 676 amino acids. Lineage: Eukaryota; Metazoa; Arthropoda; Insecta; Diptera; Syrphidae. Gene Ontology annotation, molecular function: protein binding. The record is from RefSeq and is a predicted model, not a curated record.
CAAGAUUAUGCGCACUAGUUCUGAAUGUUGUUCUCUGUGACAAUUAUUCUUUUUUUCUGUAAAUUGCUCCUCCAUCAGUCUGUCUAUGGAAGUACAAUCAAAACGAGCAAACACCAAACCAGAAAGUAGAAUUCCAAAUCAGCUGCUUUGCCAUUGUCAAAUACUAAACAUCACGUAAUCGAAAUAUAGUUUUUCUUAUUUUCACCCAAAAAGUCUAGUUGUAGAAAUUCUUCAAUCAAAAUCACGAGCAUCUCAAGUUUUAGGGAUUUCGAAUAACUAUCCCACACACAAGAGAUAGAAGGAAAGAAGUAUAGAUAGGACGUUAAUUUUAUUAGAUAGGAAAAAAAGGAAACCCCCACGCACAGAAGCUUUCCUGCUGUCCCUGGGCAACACUCACCCAAAAUGGACUCUUCGUAUGUAUUUAAUGAUUUGGAACCCAGCUAUGCUGACCUUCCAAUGGAGAUAAUUGUUAGCAUAUUCCGCUAUUUGAACUACUCCGAUAUCCAAUCUUGUUCAUUGACCUGUCGUCGUUGGCUAGAGGCUACCAAAUACAGUGAAUUCCAAUCCAAUGUAAUGAUUCGGAUAACUAAACUUUGUGUUUCGGAUAAAUUGCCACCAGGAAAGGUAUUCCUUAAUAGUGAUAGGCCCUUUCCUCACAUUUACAUGGAUGAGGCAACUUUUGGGACAUUGGAUCACUUCUUUUCACAUAUGGGCAAGUAUGCUCAAUCUGUGACCUUCGAGUCGACUGACAUAACUGAAAAACAAUUCUGCGCUGUUCUUGCCGAACUUCAAGGCAUCAACACACUCUCGAUAGUAAGAUGCACAUCGUUGUUCAUGACUGGGCAAUUCUUGGAAUCACCAACAGAUCGCAAGACCAUUGCUGAUACCAUGUCUCGAGUUCGAUUCCUCUCCCUCAAAUUCAACCAAUAUCUUUCGGAUGCGAUUCUACUGAGGAUAACCCAACUAAUAUCGAGUCUUGAGAUGUUGGAUAUGUCUGGAUGUCAUAUAGCCUAUCAUUGUGCUAUACAGAGACGAUUUUAUCCAGAAGAGUUGGCCAAUCAUCCAAGUGAAUCGAUUUUAACAUUUAAAUUCAUCUUGCAUGUGAUUCGGGCUCAUCAGAAUUCAUUAAAAGAACUCAAUUUUAGCAAUACAUUGAUUGGAGGUGGUGCUAUGACAGCAUUGUGUGAGAUACCAUUUUUGAAGUUGGAAAAACUAUUGCUACACUCCUGCCGUCAACUGAAUACAUCUGGUAUUCGUGGUUUCAUCACAGCACAAACAAAUCUUCGUACUUUGGACUUAUCCGAUACACUUUGUGUUACUGAUGAAUGUCUCGAGACAAUUGUGGAUAAUUUGAAAUUUAUUGAAGAACUCAAUAUCAAAGGUUGUACAAAAGUCACAAAAGAAGGUGCAUUAUUGUUGGCCAAAUUGUGUGGUAGUCUCAAGUCAUUGAAUAUCUCGCAUUGUGAUGGUAUAUCGGGUGAUGCAAUUGGCGAGGGAAUUGCUAGGAAUCCAAAUCCAAAAUUAGAAAAAUUAUACAUGUCGCAUUUGAAUAUCUGUGAAGAUUGUGUCAUGAAGUGUGGAGUGAAUUUAUACAAUUUGCGUGUUUUGGAUAUAAGUAAUUGUAUUAACGGAGUCACCGAUCAAUCCGUCCAGGUGCUACUCAAGAAUUUGGUUUUAUUGAGAGAAUUGAAUAUGGAGGAGUGCUUUCGGAUAACAGAUGCCGCUCUAACUGGAAUCAGUGUAGAAACUCAACCCUCCGAACGUCCAAGAUCAUUAUCAAUGGAAUUUUUCCAUCAUAUGCCACCAGACAAUGUCUCGGAGGGGGGUUCUUUGAAAAUUUCCUUACGCAGCAAAGCCGAAGAAGAAAUAGUCCGAGAUGCUGAACGCAAAAAAGCUCUCCUAGCCGUUUAUGAGCUUAAUUUGGAUGAAUCGAAAAUCAAUGGCGUGCCAAUAAAAAAUCUCAAAGGUUUACGUAAAUUAAACCUUCGAGGAUGCAAUAAAAUAUCUGAUGUCUCACUCAAGUAUGGCUUCAUAUUUUUAGAACUACGUAAUUUAUUACUCUCGAACUGCCAACAAAUAUCUGUGGUCGGAAUGGAGGCUAUGGUACAAAAUUGUCCAUCCAUUGAAGAGUUAGAUCUCUCCGACUGUUAUAAUAUCAACGAUAAGACUAUUGAAAUUGUCACAAAAAAUUUAAAACGUCUUAGAUCUUUACAUAUAAGCGGUUGCACUCAAUUAACAGAUCAUAGUUUGGAUUCGAUUGUUGUUAAUUGCAAAGUUUUACAUACCUUAUCAGUAUAUAGAUGUCGACGCAUGUACUCCGACAUCGAGGAACGUUUGAUAAAUAUGCAUUCAGUGCGUGUCCUUAAUAUGGAUCACUCAGCCACUAUGGACAAUGGCGAUAUAUUUCGUUUAAAAAAGCGAUUAGAUUACUGAUAUUUUGCCGCAAUUUUCGUUGUAUUUAUUUUGUAUUAUUUUCAAUUGUAUAAUUUUCGUUAAAUAUUCUUAAGAAUCAUCAGAGCUAAUGCUGUUUUAAAACAUUGAACAUAUGAUUUUUUAAAUUAUGUAAAUUUAUCAACUCAUUUUUUAUCUUGACUCUGUCUUCGAAGGGGAAAAAAUAUUUAAAAAUAUUUAGAAAAAAAAAAAUUGUUGUUAAUGUUAAAGUUUAUCACAUAAAACAUUUAUUUUAUUUUUACAAACAAAAAAAAACACAAAAAACUUCACCCGUUAUUUACACACAAAAAAGAUACACAUUUCUAUUUUGAAAACUAAACAAAAGUAAAUUUUAAAAAAAUAUUCUAAAACAUUAGCAACGAAUGUAAUUUGAGAUAAAAGAGCCGGAAGGUUUAUAUUGUAGCCAAUAAAUUGUUACAUUAAAUGUUUGAAUAAAAAAAAAAAUAAAAAUCAUCUAUUUAGAAUAUAAGCCGCAUAAAUGUAUAUAGAUUGGUCAAUCGAUUCUCUAAUCGAGGGAUUUUUUAGUGAGACGCAGAGAAAAGAAGUGAUAUAUUAUAAAUUAUGAAGAAAUAAAAAAAUAAAAAAAGUCAAAAUUUGUAGAACAAUUCUAAAUUAAAUUUAAAAUCUAAAUAAAAUUUACAUUAAUUAAAUAAAUACAAUAUAUAUGUACGAAUCUGUGAAAAAAGUCAUGACAUUGGUGUAUAUGUAUAUAUUAUAUAUACUGCAAAAAAUAUUAGCAUUUUAUUAUGAUAUAUAAUAAUUAUAAUAUAUAUAUAUUUUAAAUAAGUUACAUGUAAAAGUGUAUCAGUACGUUGUUAAUAUUGUAUAAACAUUUAAAAUGAAGAACGAAAAUAUUAUGCAUCAUCGCUACUACUAUUCGGGUGGCGCUUUGUGAGCACCCCAGCCAUGGAAACAUUUCGUAAAACGUUUUGAUUCCUUGUUCUUGAGGGUGAGGAAGAGUUUGCGCGGUCUUUCUGGUUGUUUGAUCCUCAUAUGUUGAAUGUAUACCUGGAGUAAAUGUUAAUAAUAAAUAAAAUCAUUAAUGUAUAAAAUUC